AAAAUUAGAAAAGAAAUCGCGAUCAUGAAAAAAUGCGAUCACAAACAUGUAGUCAAACUAAACGAAGUCUUGGACGAUAUCAACUCAAGAAAAAUAUACCUCGUUCUAGAAUACUUGGAAAAUGGCGAAAAAAAAGGAAGACCCAUGAUGUCCUUCAAAGAAGCAAGAGCUGUAUUCAGAGACGUCCUACUCGGCUUGGAAUAUCUACACUACCAAGGUAUAAUCCACAGAGACAUAAAACCAGCAAACCUACUACUUUCAAAGGAUAACACUGUUAAAAUAUCGGAUUUCGGCGUUUCUUUUGCCUCAAAUUUAAACGAAAAUGAUCCAGAUUAUGAUGAAAAAAAUAAUGAUUACGAAUUGGCUAAAACCGCUGGAACUCCGGCGUUUUUUGCUCCUGAAUUAUGCUUCUCCUCAAAUAAUAAACUUAAACCAUCUAUUUCUUCCGAUAAUAGCAAUAAUAACAACAACAAUAAUGAAAUUGAAGAUAAUCCGCCUAAAAUUGACUACAAAAUAGAUAUAUGGGCUUUGGGUGUCACUCUAUACUGUUUACUAUUUGGCAACUUACCUUUUAACGCAGAUUCAGAAUUUGAGUUGUUUGAUGUCAUAAUUAAUCAACCCUUAUCUUUUCCUUCU
Ascoidea rubescens DSM 1968 is the source of this 636-nucleotide messenger RNA. RefSeq names its product serine/threonine-protein kinase. NCBI's taxonomy places the organism in Eukaryota, Fungi, Ascomycota, Saccharomycetes, Ascoideales, Ascoideaceae. The record is from RefSeq and is a predicted model, not a curated record. Gene Ontology annotation, molecular function: protein kinase activity; ATP binding. The annotation marks the transcript as partial. The transcript has 2 exons. Gene Ontology annotation, biological process: protein phosphorylation.